AUUUGAGUUUCUCUAAUUAUAAAUGAGGUUGAGCAGUUAUGUGCGUAUCCCGUCGUGUUUCCCUUCAGCGAUCUUCCAGAUCCUAUCGGCAUAAGAGCCGUAGUUAACAUUUCCUGUGUGCUGUGAACCCUCCAAGUGAUAUUUCAUGUAAUCUGCAGAUCAAGCAGGUAAAAUUAUGAUGCCCAUUUACAGGUGACAAAACGAGGCUUAGAGAAGACUGUUUGCUCGUCUCAACUGCUAGUGAGUAGAGUCUGGAUUCUGAGCAAGGACUUGACCCUGAGCCAGAUUUCUGACUUGAUUGACGCAGUCUCUUCACGUUUAGCUUAAAUAAUCGCCCCCUGAUUGUUUUUCUGUUGGAUGAUUUGCCUUUUCCUUAAUAUUUUGCAAGAGCCCCUUGUAUUUCGGUUUGUAGGGGCUCAGGGCGGGGGAGGUAGUUAUCUGGGCUGAGGGACAAGUGGCUUCAGAGAUAUCUUGCCUUCCCUCCAAGUAAGGUUGGGCAGGAGUCAAGGCUGAACAGUCAGUUGUGGCAGGAAAUCAAGACAGAGCAGAGGUCUGCAAGGGUGAGGGACUUUGACCCCCUCAGAGAAAAAGCUAGAGUGACUCACAGGCGGAAGAGAAAACCAAAGCUCCCAGGCUGUCCCCUGUGAGCGCCGACAGUCCAAAGUCAUCAGAAGGAGGACGAAAACCAGAGCCUGGUCAGGAGCUGCCAGAGACCCAUGCAAAUGAGGCCCGCCCCCCACUGCCUGGAAACCAGGCCGAGAGAAGUUAGAGCACAGAGCACAUGCUGCAGGGUCCACACUGGGGACAGGAGGAGGAGGAGGCGGAGGGGACUCUGAGAAAGCAGGACAUUCCUACUAGGCCUCGCGGUGUCCGAUCUGAGGAUGGCCGAGCAGCAGGGCCGGGAGCCCGAGUGCCCUGUCUGCUGGAACCCCUUCAACAACACGUUCCACACCCCCAAAGUGCUGGACUGUUGUCACUCCUUCUGCGUGGAAUGCCUGGCCCACCUCAGCCUGGUGACUCCAGCCCGGCGCCGGUUGCUCUGCCCCCUCUGUCGCCAGCCCACGGUGCUGGCCUCUGGGCAGCCUGUCACGGACUUGCCCACGGAUACUGCCGUGCUCACCCUGCUUCGCCUGGAGCCCCACCAUGUCAUCCUGGAAGGCCACCAGCUCUGUCUCAAGGACCAGCCUAAGAGCCGCUACUUCCUGCGCCAGCCCCGGGUUUACACGCUGGACCUAGGCCCUGAGCCCGGGGGCCAAACUGGGCCCCCCCAGGACGCAGGCCCUUCCCCCAGGUCUCUGCCCAUUCCCGUCCCCAGCCACUACUCUCUGAGGGAGUGUUUCCGCAACCCUCAGUUCCGGAUCUUUGCUUACCUGAUGGCUGUCAUCCUCAGCGUCACCCUGUUGCUCAUCUUCUCCGUCUUUUGGACUAAGCAGUUCCUUUGGGGUGUGGGAUGAGCGUUGCUUCUGGACAAGGAACCAAGUCUUUCCUGACUGCUGUUGGGGAUGGGGACCGCAGAGCCUCAUUUGGGGUUGUCUUCCUUUGUAGUAUUGUUCCUUUUUGCAACCCGGAGAUCAGUAAGGCCAGGUGUUUGCUUCUGGGAACAGUCCUAUAAUGGGAAUAUUUGAAACCGAAAAGGCUGGGAAAAGGUGUGAAGAGACCCCUGGGUGUGAGCCAUGGGCCAAGAAGGGCAGAGAAGCAGACCCGGCACAAAGAGCUACGUGGCAAGUUGUGCUCAAGGGCUGGACGAUGGUAUCCGGGAGCUCGACCGGCCCAGAAAGGUGCAUUUCUCACUGGAGUUGCUCCCAACUCGGUUCACAUUUGUUUGAGUUAUAUCUUGCUACAAUUUUGGAAAGUGAGCCUCAAUUCUGUGAGCAAAGGCAUGUGCCUUCUUUCAGUUUUCUCUUUAGAAGUCUUGCCACCUGCAGUCACGAACUCAUGCACUGACUCAUUCAACAACCACUUGGUCGAUGUGUCAGAACUAGGGGAAGGGAAGGAUAGGAUAUCCAUGGGUCGCAGAGAGCCUCUACCAGCAAGGACGGCAUGUUUCCUCAGCUGCUUGUACAGGACAACCUCUUGUCGGUGUGUGGCUUCUGGAGUGUUGAGAGUAAAGGUGAUCAAAAGAAAUCUGCGAUUUGGAGAAAAGGUUUUUAUUCCUCCGGGUAGGUGCAGAGGCCCUAAUUAAGCCUGGAUGCUGGACAGAGCUGACUCCCCUGCUCCAGGCAGUUGACCUCAAGAGGUAGGGCAGAAGCCCUGGAGAGAGGGCUCCAUCCCAGGCCAUGCAGACAGAGAUGCUAGUUUUCAUUUCAUGGGACUUAAUCCCAGUACCAAGGCAAACUAGAUGCGUAGGUGGUUUAACUCUAAAUUGCCACCUAGGCAGUAUCUAAAACUCUUUCUUCUUCCCCAGUUUUAAUAUUGUCCAGUGGCCCACAGUUCUGGAACAAUCUCAAAGUGGUUAAAACACCAUUACAAUUAUGAAAAGACAACAUUUGAGGGGUAUUUUGAUUUGUGGAAUAAACUUUCAGAGUCA
Molecule: messenger RNA, 2527 nt
Organism: Herpailurus yagouaroundi (jaguarundi)
Lineage: Eukaryota; Metazoa; Chordata; Mammalia; Carnivora; Felidae
Gene: RNF183
Product: ring finger protein 183
Exons: 2
Coding region: 882-1454 (190 amino acids)
Biological process (GO): positive regulation of endoplasmic reticulum stress-induced intrinsic apoptotic signaling pathway; response to endoplasmic reticulum stress; protein ubiquitination
Cellular component (GO): endoplasmic reticulum membrane
Molecular function (GO): ubiquitin protein ligase activity
Source: RefSeq, a predicted model, not a curated record